UUUAAAAAAACAGUAGUUUCCACUUCCACUUCCACAUCCACUUAGAACUCACCUAAACACAAUUCCAAAACUCUUCACCAUCAUCAUGAUCCUAUCACAUCUCCUCCACUUCCGCACUUCCUCUUAUCCCACUCUUCACUCUCCCACAUCCCCAUUCCUCAAUCCCCCCCAUCUCCUCAUCUCCCUAAACCCUUCCAAAACCCUCCACUUCCUUCCUCACUUCCCCAACUUCCUCUGUAAAUCCUCCAACCACUUCCCUUCUCCAUCUCCACUUCCCCAUGGAAACCUCCACUUCCAUUCCCCAAGGCCAAAGACCACCACCACCACCACCACCACCAAGAGCUUCUUCGCUGCCGUCUCCCUCAUCAUCGGCACCGCCGUCGGCCCGGGCAUGCUCGGCCUCCCCUCCGCUACCAUCCUCUCCGGUCCCCUCCCCUCCACCCUCUCCAUCCUCCUCUCCUGGCUUUACGUCAUCUCCUCCAUCAUCCUCGUCUCCGAGCUCUCCUUCGCCGCCAUGCGCCAUCAAAAUCUCCCCGAAGUCAGCUUCACUUCCCUCGCCACCGCCUCUCUCGGCCCUGACUUUGGCGCUUUCGUUGCCGUUGUCUACUCCUGCCUCAGCUUCUCUCUCCUGCUCGCCUGCGUCUCUGGUAUCUCUUCUCUCGUUUUUCAGCUUUUCCCUUGGUUCAAUGCUGCAUUGGCUUGUGCUUUAGCGCCUUCUCUUGUUGGUGUUGCAAUUGCCUUCUUCCCUUUCAAUGUGAUUGAUUUCGCGAACAGAUUAUUGUGUUGUUUGAUGCUUGUGUCUAUCACUGCUCUUGUGGUUUUUGGAUUGUCUGCUGGGAGGAGCAGCUUGUUGAGCUCUAUUGGUUAUGCUUCUUGGUCUCCGAAUGCUAUAUUGCCCGCGAUUCCAGUUACUGUGCUUACUCUGGGGUUUCAUGUUAUAACUCCCUUUGUGUGUAUGCUGCUCAGAGACUCAAUGGAGGAUGCUCGAAAGGCGAUUUUGUUUGGAGGCUUUGUUCCCUUGGCCAUGGUUGUUUCAUGGAAUUUGGUUGUUUUGGGGCUUGCAGGGAAUGGUGUCGGUGCUGUUUGUGUUGGUAGUGAUCCUAUUAAGCUUUUGCUUUCUGUGAAUUCUUCGGCUUUGCCAGCUGUUCAAGGUUUCGCCUUUGCUGCUCUGGCUACCAGUUUGAUUGGUUAUGCUGUUUCCUUUCCCAAACAAUUGGCAGAUACUUUGAAGUUGAUUUCUGAAAGGGUUGUGUAUAGGAAGGAGGUGAUGAGUCCUAGUAGAUUGAGAUUAUGUGAGGGUGGCCGUGUUGGAGCUGUUGUUUAUUCUAAAGGGAAGAUGGGGACCUCUGGGCAGGCUUGUUUUGGUGUUUCAAGGUCUCAAAUGUUGUCAAACAGAGUGAAUGAGGGAGUAGGAGAUGGUAGUCCAAGUACUAUCCUUGUGAUGUGGAUCGUGCUUAUAUUUUCAGUCUUGAUUGCAUCUUCCUACAAUGCUGCUUUCUCUAGAGCUCUAGAGUUUGCCGGGGUGUAUGCAAAUUGUUUUCUCUUCGGUGUGUUGCCGCCUGCUAUGGCUUGGAUCCAUAGAUCUAGGAAAAAAGACAGUUUUUCUUCCAGCAAGGAAGAGCUAUUGCCAGGUGGGAAUGGAGUACUCUUUGUGCUCUUUGUCAUUGCUAUCAUACUGGGAAUUUGGCAUUAGAUUAUGCAGGUGAUAAUCUAUAUGUUACUUCUCAUGUUUGGCUUACAUCAGAAAUUCUCUUACUAUUUCAUGGAAGAAAUCUAUGUUUUCCAGAUUUAUGAUCAGCAGAAGCCUUUCUUGCUUCUUGGAAAUAGCCGGGAAGUUUCUUCUGUACAAACUUGAUUAUUAGAUGCAGAAACGGUUGACAUUGCCGAAAAUUUUGUUGAAUUAAAUUCUUGUUUGGUUGAUCUUAAGAUCCCCGUUCAUUGAUAUUUUCUGUACACUGUUGAUUAAUAUUCUAUUCGUUGCCAUUUGGUUUCCAAUGUUCAAUGUAUAUGAAGGAUCAUGUGGUUUAUUGUAAUGAACCCUAACUGUAUUUAGCCAUGUGAACUUUCAAUGAA
Messenger RNA from Dioscorea cayenensis subsp. rotundata (Guinea yam), 2073 nucleotides. Its product is annotated as tyrosine-specific transport protein. The record is from RefSeq and is a predicted model, not a curated record. Gene Ontology annotation, biological process: amino acid transmembrane transport. Lineage: Eukaryota; Viridiplantae; Streptophyta; Magnoliopsida; Dioscoreales; Dioscoreaceae. The transcript has 3 exons. The coding region runs from base 86 to 1693 and encodes 535 amino acids.